Diabrotica balteata is the source of this 6411-nucleotide messenger RNA. NCBI's taxonomy places the organism in Eukaryota, Metazoa, Arthropoda, Insecta, Coleoptera, Chrysomelidae. The record is from the annotation of a GenBank genome assembly.
AGUAAGCGAGGAAUAACCUAGUCAGACGGUUUGUGUAGUGUGUGGUGGAAGUGUCAAUUGACUUGAGUGUGCUACAAUAAUUGUUAUCGAUCUUUAAAUAACCACCACUACAUGCUAAGGAUAGCGCUAGAAUAGAAGACUACACACAAAUAGAAGACUACACAGAAACGAAAUGUUUGCAAGAACUCUCCAGUUGCGAUCCAACAAUAAAAUCAAUCGGAUAAUACGAUGGAACUACUCGACGAAAGUAGAAUACAAGCCCAUCAGAAGCGUUUUAGUCGCCAAUAGAGGGGAAAUAGCCGUUAGAGUAUUUAGAGCAUGUAACGAAUUAGGAAUUAAGUCUGUAGCUAUAUACUCCAAGGAAGACAGAGCUCACAUCCAUAGACUGAAAGCAGAUGAGAGUUACAUUGUCGGUGAAGGACUACCUCCCGUAGAAGCUUACCUAAAUAUACCAGAAAUCAUAAAUAUAUGCAAGGAUAAUGGAAUCGACGCCGUCCAUCCAGGUUAUGGAUUCCUUUCAGAACGCUCAGAUUUUGCUCAAGCGGUUCUCGAUGCCGGAAUCAGGUUCAUCGGGCCGUCACCGAAGGUGGUAUAUCAAAUGGGUGAUAAAGUAGCUGCUAGGGAAGCUGCAGUCGCAGCAGGUGUUCCAAUCGUACCUGGAACUGAUGGACCAGUCACGACCGCAGAAGAGGCGAAAGAAUUUUGUAACAAACACGGUCUUCCCGUAAUUUUUAAGGCUGCAUACGGAGGAGGAGGUAGAGGAAUGAGAGUUGUGAGAAAUAUGUCAGAAGUCGAAGAAAGCUUUAAAAGAGCUUCAUCAGAAGCUAAGAGUGCGUUUGGAAAUGGAGCUAUGUUUAUCGAAAAGUUCAUCGAAAGGCCCAGACAUAUUGAAGUUCAACUUUUAGGUGACAAAGCUGGAAACGUUGUACAUCUGUUCGAACGUGACUGCUCGGUACAAAGAAGACAUCAAAAAGUCGUUGAAAUGGCGCCCGCUCCUCAUCUGAGCGCGGGAGUGCGUGACAAAAUGACUGAAUUGGCCGUAAAAUUGGCCCGCCACGUCGGUUACGAAAACGCCGGUACCGUUGAGUUCUUAUGCGAUGAAAAGGGCAAUUUCUAUUUCAUUGAAGUCAAUGCUCGAUUGCAAGUGGAGCAUACUGUUACUGAGGAAAUUACUGGAAUUGAUUUGGUACAGUCGCAGAUUAGGAUUGCUGAAGGAAUGACCUUGCCUGAGUUGGGUAUCAAGCAAGAAAAUAUUAAACCUGAUGGUUUUGCCAUUCAAUGUCGUGUCACGACGGAAGAUCCAGCCAAAAACUUCCAACCCGACACCGGCAGAAUCGAGGUAUUCCGUUCCGGAGAAGGUAUGGGCAUCCGUCUCGACGGAGCAUCUGCCUUUGCGGGAGCUAUUAUUUCGCCAUACUACGACUCGUUGUUGGUGAAAGUCAUAGCUCACUCGAAAGACUUAGCCAGUUCCUGUGCCAAAAUGAACAGAGCUCUUAGAGAAUUCCGUGUCAGAGGAGUCAAAACGAACAUUCCAUUUUUGUUGAACGUACUCGAAAACCAGAAGUUCCUAAACGGUUCAGUCGAUACCUAUUUCAUCGACGAAAAUCCUCAAUUGUUCAAGUUCGCCCCUACAAAGAAUCGUGCCCAAAAACUACUGAACUAUCUAGGAGAAGUCUUAGUAAAUGGUCCUCAGACGCCUUUGGGGACGACUUUAAAACCUGCCGAAAUUAAACCACACGUGCCUGUUGUGUCGCAAGUGUUUGGUUCUUUUGAAAAGUUUAAUAAGCUUGGAAGCUGGGAGUACCUGGUGACGAAUCCCGACCAUGUUCCAAGUAUUGAACCACCAAAAGGAUUCCGUCAAAUCUACAAAGAACAGGGACCAGAAGCCUUCGCCAAAGCCGUUCGAAACCACAAAGGAGUUCUAUUGAUGGACACCACCUUCCGAGACGCCCAUCAGUCUCUUCUAGCAACCCGUGUUAGAACCCACGAUCUCCUAAAGAUCUCACCGUUUGUCGCUCACAACUUCAACCAGUUGUACUCGCUGGAGAACUGGGGAGGAGCUACAUUCGAUGUCGCUUUAAGAUUUCUACACGAGUGUCCGUGGGAGCGUCUUGAAGAUAUGAGAAAAAUGAUUCCUAAUAUUCCUUUCCAAAUGUUGUUGAGAGGUGCCAAUGCUGUAGGGUAUACCAAUUACCCGGACAAUGUUGUUUAUAAAUUCUGUGAUUUAGCUGUUCAAACUGGUAUGGACGUCUUCAGAGUAUUCGACUCGCUUAACUAUUUACCCAACUUAAUCGUCGGCAUGGAUGCUGCUGGAAAGGCAGGAGGUAUUGUCGAAGCUGCCAUUUCCUACUCUGGCGAUGUCAGUAAUCCUAACAAGAAGAAAUAUGAUCUGAAAUAUUAUCUCAACAUCGCUGAUGAAUUGGUGAAAGCCGGAACGCACGUAUUGGCUAUUAAGGAUAUGGCUGGUUUGUUGAAACCCAAAGCAGCUAAGAUGCUUGUGUCAGCUAUUAGGGACAAAUAUCCUGAUCUUCCAAUUCACAUCCAUACGCAUGACACCAGUGGUGCAGGAGUAGCUGCUAUGCUCGCAUGUGCCGAGGCUGGAGCAGAUGUUAUCGAUGUUGCCGUUGAUUCUAUGUCUGGAAUUACAAGUCAACCGAGUAUGGGAGCGAUUGUUGCCAGUUUACAGGGUUCACAACACGAUACGGGCAUUGAAUUACCCAAAGUUACCGAAUAUUCCGCCUAUUGGGAGCAGACCAGAACGUUGUAUGCUCCAUUCGAAUGUACUACGACGAUGAAGAGUGGAAAUGCUGAUGUCUACAAUAACGAAAUACCUGGUGGACAAUAUACCAACUUACAGUUCCAAGCCUUCUCGCUAGGUUUGGGCGAUUUCUUCGAGGACGUAAAGAAGGCCUACGCCGAAGCCAACCUCUUAUUGGGCGACAUAAUCAAAGUAACGCCAUCUUCCAAGGUAGUAGGAGAUUUGGCGCAGUUUAUGGUCCAAAAUAAGCUUUCCCCUCAGGACGUUUUAGACAAAGCCGAAGAACUUUCAUUCCCCAAAUCCGUAAUAGAAUUCCUCCAAGGACACAUUGGACAACCUUACGGGGGAUUCCCAGAGCCUCUCAGAUCUACCGUCCUCAGAGACAUGCCUCGCAUUGAAGGAAGGCCUGGUGAGAGUCUUCCACCGCUAGAUUUUAAAACGCUAACAGCCGAUUUAAAAGAAACUUUCCCAAAUGCAACCGAUAGAGAUGUGAUGUCUGCAGCUCUAUAUCCACAAGUCACAAAUGAGUACUUGGCAUUUAACGAGAAAUUUGGGCCAGUAGAUAAACUUCAGACUAGGAUGUUCUUGGUAGGACCUAAAGUAGGAGAAGAAUUCGAAGUGACUAUCGAAAGAGGAAAAACUUUAGGCAUUAAAACCCUAGCAGUAGCUGAAGAUUUGACAGAAAACGGUGAGAGAGAAGUAUUCUUUGAACUUAACGGUACUCUUCGAUCAGUUUUGAUCAGAGACAAGUCUGCAGGCGAAGAAUUACACCUUCAUCCUAAAGCUGAGAAAACCAACAAAAAGCAAGUAGGAGCUCCUAUGCCAGGAACCGUAAUUGAUAUUAGAAUAAAGGCUGGUGACAAAGUAGAAAAAGGUACACCUUUAGUUAUCCUUUCUGCCAUGAAGAUGGAAACCGUAGUCCAAAGUCCUGUAGCUGGAGUUGUCAAAACGAUAGAUGCUGCUAUGGGAAUGAAACUUGAAGCUGAAGAUUUAAUUAUUACUUUAGAAUAGGUACUACUUUCAGGAACGCUAUUAUACAGAGCCUGGUCAUAAUUUUAGUAACAUUAUAGUUGAUUCUUUAAAAGAAUAUACUCAUAAGAAACUUUCUGGCACUAAGUGCCUAUUGGAGAGUGUAAUAUACGUCUUUGUCACCAUAUUUGUACUGAUUAGGUACUCAAAAUACUUGAUUUUCUCAAGUGUUCUAUGACGUUUAGUGCUUGGAUCUUCUAUCAUACGUUACAUCACAGAAAUUGUUGUCCUAUGCUAUCACAAAAUUGGCAAAUAAGUGGUACAUUUCGAUGAUCACUCUUUUCCAAGACCUACUUAAGAUACAACUCUGCUAACCAACUGAUCUAACAGGUUGAUACCUCUCAUGGUAUUCGUAGGGUCCAUAGUGAUAUAUAUGUAUGUUUAAUCAUUAUGUAUAUAUGAUUAAUUAUUUUGUUUCUGCUAGUAUAGAUCUCUGUAACAUUCCCUAUUUAUUGUUGAUGAUAUUGUAAACCUGAAUGUUAUAAUUUUUCCUACUAAUAUUUUAUGAGCUGACUGGAAAUUUUGCUACACUUUUACUAACUAGAACACUACUGGAAAUAAAAUAAUUUGACAUUAACCAGUUGUCAAACGUCAAGUGUCAAAUACCGCUGUUUAAAUUUGUGGAAUAACGGCUUUGAUUUACAAGGAACGCAACUCAUUAACAAUUGAGAGGUAGCAUUGAAUACGACUUGAAUAAAACAGACAGAAAAAUAAAAGAAUACAACAUGGAAUAUGUUUGCCACAAAUCUAAGCAUCACAGGCUCUUUAUUUUAUGUUAAAUAUAUAUUUGCAGGCCAUUGAAAUCUACAAACUAUUUUUUAUAAGAACAAAAUAUUAAAUAUACUAUAUUUUUAAAAAUACAAAGUAUAUAACGGUCGUUAUGAAAUAUAUUGUGUUAUUUUGUACUAUUUUAAUGUAUGUUUAUUUGUUCGUUUUUAUAUUGCUGCAAUUUCUUCUUGGUAUAGAAAAACGUGUGUGUAUUAUUUUGUAUGUGUCUUUCAAACACACUUUUAGGCUGGUUUUUGUAGACUUUUAAGCAUAAAGUAUGUCAAAAGUCAUGUGUCAAACAUCAAAUGUGUUCAAUUUACAUAGAACACAACUCUGAACAAUUAAGAAAUAACAUCAAAUGCAUUCGACCUUGAUGGAGCACCAGGAAGAAAGAAUAAAAUAAGGCACGGAAACAUCUUAUAGUCGUUAUAGAUUAUAUUAUAUUUCAGACCUGUUUUUUAAAUAUUUUAAACCCUUUGUACAAGAUUGCCGUUUGUACAUUUUAUCCUUAUAUGUGUAAUGUUAGUUUAUAAAAGUUAAUCCGCACUGUUGUCUACACCUCCAAAUAUGUCAAAGGAUGUAUUCUUAACUGUUCAACCUAACCUAACAUAACCUACCAAUGGUAGUAAGGCGGAAAAUCAUAAACUAAUGCUUUUCGGAAACUAUACAAGCUUGCCUUACUCUCAUCUUCAUUGUGAAUUCCUCUUUUCGUUGUAUUAAGUUAUAGAACAUUAUAUAUUUUAUUGAUAACUCUCAUCUUUAACUCUAAAUUCCAACUCCUGAAGAUAUCUUAUCUUAUUGCCAAGAUAUUUAUUUUAUCGUUUAUUGCGUUGUCGAAUGCAUUGUCAUAAUCUAGGAAAGACAUCUUUUCGUUGAUCCAAGCCUAUGUUCUUUAAUUAAAACUGCAUCAAGACAAUGACAUCACUUACAGUUAUAAGUUUAUAAAUGCUCUUUCACUCGUAUAAGCCAUAAGUGUGAUUAUUUUUUCGCUCGAACCGGGAGUACCUACUUGUCACAUUCUUGACAUUUGAUCUAUAUGGGAAUCUAUAAUUGAUAAUAUACAAAAAAAUUUGAGUAAAAACCAUAUUAAACUCGAAUUGUCAUAAGAAAAAGUCGAUACAUAUGAAGCGAUGAAAUCAAUGCUGUCGUAAGCCAAAGCAAAAAGAACUUUGUCGUGGGUCAAAUGAACUGUGUUGCUGUUCAAAUUUAAUGUUUUCAUUAAUCAAACUUAAUUGUCUCGGUAAUAAAACGAGCCAAAUUGAUAUCUAUUACGGGCUACAGUUUGAUGGCUGAUUAAAUUUAACUUUAUCGAAAGUCAAGUUCAAAUUUGGUGAGAAAGCCUAAUUUAACUUGAUCGGCGACUAAAUUUGUGUCAAAACGUAACUGUUUCUCCAGACAAAAUUAACUUUGUCGCAGAUAAAAUUUAACUUGUCACUAGCCGCAUUCAUGCCUGAGCUGAUUUUUACUGUGUACUGCGUUUGAAUAAUAAUUUAUAGAAGUGAGUCUGUAUUCAUUAAUGCCGUAUAGGCUGAAAGUGUUUUUAAAAGACUACAUGAAUAUUUCUAGUGUCAUUUUAAGACAUUUUACUGAACUAACCACAUUUUUGUAUUCAUAAAAACACAAUAUGCUCGAAAAAAUAUCUCGAAGAAGUUGCAACUACUAUCUAAUGUUAAUAAUCUCCAAUGACAUUACAUAUACUUGUUUAGGCUGUGUUGUUAAAAUACUUUUAAACGUUAUUGUUAUUAUUAAAAAUUUGUUAAUGAUUUAUUGAUAUGUACCAUUUUUAAAAUAAUAAUCUUACCAUGAUCAGGUUUGUAUAAUUUGUUACUCUCUAUAUUUAAUAUAUUUUUUUACAU